Symbiodinium pilosum is the source of this 354-nucleotide messenger RNA. The record is from the annotation of a GenBank genome assembly. Lineage: Eukaryota; Dinophyceae; Suessiales; Symbiodiniaceae.
GACAAGGGACCGCUAGUCUACCAAGAGAGCAAGCUCUUCAAUGCAGAGACAUUCCUCAUCAACGUCUAUGACCAUACCAAGCGGCGUGCUGUCACCUUUGAGACAUAUGGUCUAGAGACGCAAGAUCAGUUUCACAUCCAGUAUAGCUACCAGGACUUCGAUGGACUCUUUCGCUUCAAUGCGGAGCUCAUGAAUCCCAAUCGGAAAGAAGGCCGAUUUCACUGGAUUGCAGAGCGUCUGGCGAUCCUGACAGUUGGAAAGGACCGUCAGCUCAAGCUGCAGCCAGAGCCGACCCACGAGGUGCCAGAGCUCCCCAUCUACGAGACGGUUCGAAAGAUCCCGACGGGGCGCAUG